GUAAUUUCUUUAAAUGGGCUCUCAUCCAAAUCAAACUAUCUAUUCCGUGCGCGGGCGAUGCUAAAGUGAGCCGGCAGUGGAGAGAGCCUUAACGCUCACGCACGCUAUGCGUAUGACAGACACAACUCGUGCAACUGAAGCGCAGAGUCAACACUCAACCAGCACAAAAUCGACUCACCUAUACAUACACCUAUACAUACACUUCCGCUCUAUAUAUCAAAUUCCCCUCUUCCUCGAUUCCAACCGCCAAUCAAUCCCUGUAAUUUGACCACAAUUUCCCCCAACUAUGAAAUCCCCCUGAAAAUUUUGAAUGGAAACCCUAACCCUAACCCUAGCCCCACACCCAAUUACUCUGUUCAGAUCGUCGCGGUUUUCUCUCUUCUUUUCCGGAGGUUGAUCAAUUGUUGUCCGAAUUCGCUUCUCGAUCAUUGAAUCAAACUGCUAUUGGAUUUUUGUGCACGUUCUGUGAUUUGCUUAAUUAAUUUGUUUUGUUGAAUUUCUGCUUCUUUUUAUAGUUAUGUGAUGGAGUGAUCUGCCCUUAAAGGCGUCAUAGCUUUUGAUGGAUGGAAAAAUAAGGGUGUGAGCAUAAAAAUGGGGAUCAAUUAAGUUUUAGGUUGGCGAUAUAGGAUUUAUUUUGUCUAUAGACUUAUACUUGUAAUCCUCUUUAUAUAUACAUACAUACAUUUUGUCACAUAUUUGUGUAUAAGGGAUGGGUAGCUCAGAAACGGGAGGAGUGGUGGAUUGUAGUGUGGGGAGUAUAGUUUGGGUCCGACGACGAAAUGGGUCUUGGUGGCCAGGAAAAAUACUUGGGCCUGAAGAGCUUUCAUCGUCUCAUAUAACAUCCCCGCGAUCAGGAACUCCAGUCAAGCUUCUAGGGAGGGAGGAUGCCAGUGUGGACUGGUACAACUUGGAGAAAUCAAAACGUGUAAAGGCUUUCCGAUGUGGUGAGUUUGAUGACUGCAUAGAAAGGGCUGAAGCUGCUCAGGGUAUGCCUCCAAAGAAAAGAGAGAAAUAUGCACGCAGAGAAGAUGCAAUAUUGCAUGCUCUUGAAUUGGAGAGGCAACUGUUGGAGAAGAAAUAUGGCAAAUCAGGAAAUUCGUCUAAUGGCCGACGAAAAUCGCCGGAUGCUGUUACUUCUUCAGAAUGCUUGGAAAAUGGCGCAGGAAAUCGAAUAGACCCCGGAUCUGACCAGCUGUCGGAGAGGCUUGGUUUAUCUGUUGUAGAAAAGAAUGGGACAGACCAGCAUCCAUGUGAAGAGAUGGUCAAGGAUGUAAAUCAACCGAGUGGUGAUGAUGAUAGUGCUGGUGCACUACCUCGGAUGAGAGGGUUACAGGACUUAGGUCUCCGGACUACUCCACCAACUAGAGAGGAGCAUUCUGGAGUCGCAAUAUCUCGGGCGAAGAGGAGUAGAAAUGCUUACUUGACAUACGAUUCCGGGGAUUGUUCCAAUGAUAAUCAAACUCUAACCACUCAGAUGGAAAUACCAGUUUCAAAGUUUGAAGAAAGCAGCUAUCAAGCUGAUGCUGGUGAAGACCGCAUUUCUCGGUCUACGGAGGAUACUGAAACAGAUUGUUCAGAAACUGAUUCUGUGGAGUCAGAUUCAGAUGAAGAAAUGGCUGCUCUAUCUGAUGGCGCAGAUUCUAUAGAAUUACAACCUAAAUAUCCAAGGAGUAUUGAAGCACACGAAGAGCAUGGAAGCAUUAGCAGUAGUGAUGACUUUGAUGAAAUGGCAUAUGCUGAUGGCUUGUCUCAUCAUUUACCCCAUGGCUACGUAUCAAACAGCGUGGAGGUUUCCAAGUGGCAGCUCAAAGGGAAAAGAAAUAACCGCAAUGUUGGGAAAAGGUAUCCUGACAGAACUGAUGCCGAGCUUUCCAAAGGAUAUGCGAACAGCAGAAACUCCAACUGGAGCAGUGGUGGUUUCAAGGCUGAUCCAAUAGAUAAAAGUUCAAGGAACCAACUGUCCAGGUAUGGAUCAACAGGACUACACAGUUCCAAUGAGACCGCUGAUUUGGAUAGCUUUGCUUGGAAUAAUCAGUCAACCAUGAGAGGAUAUUGGGAGGAUUCACAAGAAUAUGUAGAUCCUUUCUUUGUCGGUAGGCAUCAUUUUGAUGGUCGGACCAUGUUGAUAGAUGUGGACUUGAAAGUCCAGGCUAACAACUAUCGGAGAGAUGUCCCAAUGAUCUCGCUGAUGAGCAAACUCAACGGGCAUGCGAUAAUAGGUCACCCUAUACAAAUCGAAGCUCUUGAAAGUGGUUUGUCCGAGAAUCAUGUAUCUACAACCGAUUAUUUUCAUCCUGAACCUCUGGAGACUCCUGCACUUCCUUCGGUGUGGAGGACUGGUCGCAGGACUGCAAAUUCCCGUGUCCCCCGCCCGUUUCUGAACGGUGAGAGCAAGCAGCACAGUUUAUUCAUCGAUCAAGACGCUCGUCUGAAGGGAAGUAUGAUGCAGAGGAGCUUCCCCCAGUAUCCUAUGGACAGAAAAUUCUCAAGAAACUCACCCAAGAAGAGCAGUCCGUCGUCCAACCAAAAGAUACGAAGUCUUUCAUCGAUUGCAUCAGACGAACAGCAUCAGAGCGACCCUAGGAAUGACGAGGGCAACUUUCAAGUGGGCGGGCUGAUCAAAACUGGGAAUCUGCCCACAACAGUUGCUUGUAUACCGGUUAACUUGGUAUUUAGUAGGUUACAUGAGGAGUUGGUUGGUCGCCACCAAUAAUAAUAUGGCGGAGCUGUAUGGAUUAUUGUAGAUGUUGAUUGUUUACUAGAUGCAUGUAUAUUUUAGGCAAUAAUUUUAUAUAACUACACCCUGUUGUCACAUGUUCUUGUGAAAACACCGUUUGAUUCUUGACA
Molecule: messenger RNA, 2847 nt
Organism: Salvia miltiorrhiza (redroot sage)
Lineage: Eukaryota; Viridiplantae; Streptophyta; Magnoliopsida; Lamiales; Lamiaceae
Exons: 4
Coding region: 710-2713 (667 amino acids)
Source: RefSeq, a predicted model, not a curated record